This is a messenger RNA of Sturnus vulgaris (Common starling), 715 nucleotides long. The record is from RefSeq and is a predicted model, not a curated record. Lineage: Eukaryota; Metazoa; Chordata; Aves; Passeriformes; Sturnidae.
UACCAUGUACAAUGGCAUCGGGCUGCCGACGCCGCGGGGCAGCGGCACCAACGGCUACGUGCAGCGCAACCUCUCGGCCCUGCGGCCCAAAAAAGGGGGGGCGGGAGGGGAUCCCCCCCCCGGCGAGGAGGAGCUGAGGCGCCUGGAGGCCGCCCUGGCCAAGAAACCCAACCCCGACAUCCUCGACCACCAGCGCAAGAGGAGGGUGGAGCUGAAAUGCCUGGAGCUGGCCGAGCUGAUGGAGGAGCAGGGGGAUUUUUGGGGGGCCCUGACGGCGGCCUACCCCAGCCCUACCAUGUACAAUGGCAUCGGGCUGCCGACGCCGCGGGGCAGCGGCACCAACGGCUACGUGCAGCGCAACCUCUCGGCCCUGCGGGCCACGGAGACGCACCAGCUGGCCGAGGCUAACGAGCGCAAGAACGAGCGGCUGCGCGCCGCCUUCGGCAUCAGCGACUCCUACGUGGAUGGCAGCUCCUUCAGCCCCGCCCAGCGCGGCCCAAGGAGGCUCCUCCUGAGCCCCAAAACCCGCCCAGGUGAGGGGGGCGUGGCCAUGCAAAUGAGGGGAGCGACCACAAGGGGGCAGCAGCACCUCGGUGAUGGGAAAGGGGGCGUGGUCAUGCAAAUGAGGGGCGCGGUUAUGCAAAAUGAGGCGUGUGGCCACAAGGGGGCAGCAAACGCCCUGGUGCCGGAAAAGGAGGCGUGGUUAUGCAAAUAA